AUGCAGGUCUUCCGGACGAUAUGGAAAACUGGACGCAUUUUGCACAAUUUUACUGUUCGAUUACCAACUUGCAUAAAAUUUACUACAGCAGCUAGCCGCGGUCCAGGAGGUCAAAACGUCAAUCGUGUAAAUUCUAAAGUCACCAUGUCGAUUCCGUUGAAUGAUCUUCGUCAGCAGUUGCCCGAGAAGAUAUUCAAUUACUUAACCACAAACUCUCUUUUUCGACCGUUCAUAAAGCAGAGUGUGAUUCAAAUUGUUUCAAAAACAUCAAGAAGUCAAUUUGUAAACAAAAAGUUGUGUUUAGAACGACUCGCUCUUCUUGUAUCUCAAGCAGCUCAACAUGUCACACCCUCAGAUCCUUCUCCAGGACAGGUGAAACGUGUUGAGAAACUAAAAAGGAUGCAUAAUAAGCAGCGUUUGCUUGAUAAAAGCAAGCACAGUUUGAAAAAGCAGGCCCGUAGAGAAACAAUUUAA
Messenger RNA from Schizosaccharomyces japonicus yFS275, 474 nucleotides. Its product is annotated as translation release factor. Gene Ontology annotation, cellular component: mitochondrion. Bases 1 to 474 code for a protein of 157 amino acids. The record is from RefSeq and is a predicted model, not a curated record. Gene Ontology annotation, biological process: mitochondrial translation; translational termination. The transcript is spliced from 2 exons. Lineage: Eukaryota; Fungi; Ascomycota; Schizosaccharomycetes; Schizosaccharomycetales; Schizosaccharomycetaceae. Gene Ontology annotation, molecular function: translation release factor activity.